Gallus gallus (chicken) is the source of this 1777-nucleotide messenger RNA. It is a transcript of the gene SNX27, whose product is annotated as sorting nexin family member 27. The record is from RefSeq and is marked validated. Gene Ontology annotation, biological process: signal transduction; intracellular protein transport. The transcript is spliced from 13 exons. Bases 22 to 1674 code for a protein of 550 amino acids. Gene Ontology annotation, cellular component: early endosome. NCBI's taxonomy places the organism in Eukaryota, Metazoa, Chordata, Aves, Galliformes, Phasianidae. Gene Ontology annotation, molecular function: protein binding; phosphatidylinositol-3-phosphate binding.
GGCCCGGCGCUGCUCGCCAAGAUGGCGGACGAGGAGGGUGAAGGGCCGCCGCGCUCGGCCGCGGCCCCGCAGCGGAACGGCGGCGAUGAAGGAGCCCCGGGGGGACCGCGGGUGGUCCGCAUCGUGAAAUCCGAAUCCGGAUACGGCUUCAACGUGCGGGGCCAAGUGAGCGAGGGCGGGCAGCUGCGGAGCAUCAACGGCGAGCUGUACGCGCCGCUGCAGCACGUCAGCGCCGUGCUGGGCGGGGGGGCGGCCGACCGCGCCGGGGUCCGCAAAGGAGACCGCAUCCUGGAGGUGAACGGGGUGAACGUUGAAGGAGCAACACACAAGCAGGUGGUUGACCUGAUCCGUGCUGGGGAGAAGGAGCUGAUCCUGACAGUGCUGUCGGUGCCUCCCCACGAGGCCGACAACCUCGACCCCAGCGACGACUCCUUGGGGCAGUCCUUCUACGACUACACAGAGAAGCAGGCCGUGCCCAUCUCCAUCCCCACCUACAAACACGUGGAGCAGAACGGAGAGAAGUUUGUGGUAUACAACGUUUACAUGGCCGGUCGGCAGCUCUGCUCCAAGCGGUACCGUGAGUUCGCCAUCCUGCACCAGAACCUGAAGCGGGAAUUUGCCAAUUUCACCUUCCCACGUCUCCCUGGAAAGUGGCCCUUCUCCCUGUCGGAGCAGCAGCUGGACGCCCGGCGGCGAGGGCUGGAGGAGUACCUGGAGAAAGUGUGCUCCAUCCGUGUCAUCGGAGAGAGUGACAUCAUGCAGGAGUUCCUGUCGGAGUCGGAUGAGAAUUACAACGGCGUCUCAGACGUGGAGCUCCGGGUAGCGUUACCAGACAUAACAACAGUGACAGUCAGAGUCAAAAAGAACAGCACUACAGACCAGGUGUACCAGGCCGUGGCUGCUAAAGUUGGAAUGGACAGUGUUACCGCCAACUACUUCGCCUUGUUUGAAGUGAUCAAUCACUCCUUCGUGCGCAAGCUGGCGCCCAACGAAUUUCCCCACAAACUCUACGUGCAGAACUACACCUCGGCAGUGCCGGGGACGUGCCUGACCAUCCGGAAAUGGCUGUUCACGACAGAGGAGGAGGCUCUUCUCAAUGACAACGACUUGGCAGUCACCUACUUCUUCCAUCAGGCUGUUGAUGAUGUCAAGAAAGGCUACAUCAAAGCAGAGGAGAAGUCCUACCAGCUACAGAAGCUGUGUGAGCAGAGGAAGAUGGUCAUGUAUUUAAACAUGUUGCGGACGUGCGAGGGUUACAACGAGAUCAUCUUCCCUCACUGCUCCUGUGACUCUCGGCGGAAGGGACAUGUGAUCACGGCCAUCAGCAUUAAGCACUUUAAACUCCACGCCUGCACCGAAGAGGGACAGCUGGAGAACCAGGUAAUAGCAUUUGAAUGGGACGAAAUGCAGCGGUGGGACACGGACGAAGAGGGAAUGGCCUUUUGUUUUGAAUAUGCUCGAGGAGAGAAGAAACCCCGAUGGGUUAAAAUCUUCACCCCCUACUUCAACUACAUGCAUGAGUGCUUCGAGCGGGUUUUCUGUGAGCUCAAGUGGAGGAAAGAGGUGGAGGAGGAGGCAACAGACAAGGAUAACCAGAACUGCAGCACAGACACGGUGUGCAGCAAGAACAUCUUCCAGACGGUGCGGUCACAGCAGAGGGAUGCGGCCACUUAACCACGGCACAGCAGAACGUAACCCCUCACCCCAGCCCCCAAAUUAACACUUAAAAAUUCUGUUAUUGUAUUAAAGCCCUUAAACUAAAUAUUAUUAAUAAUAA